AUGGCUUCCCCUCCCUGUCCCAGCGCCGACUACGAGGCGAGGGCUCUGGCGCUGGAGCAAUGCGAGCGGGAGCUCGACGCGGUGGUCCAGAGCAUGCUCAACCUCAACCUCGUUGACAGUGGAGACGACGACGUCGGAGACGCCACCGCCGCCGCCGACAUGGACGGCAGCAUCCACCAGAAUCAGCAGCUCGCCGCCGCCGGCGGCGCGGGCGCAGAGGACCGCGCCUGCUGGGUCCAGGCCAUGGUGAGCGAGAUGCUGAGCGCCACCUCCAUGGACGACGCCAGGGAGCGCUGCCUCAGGGUGCUCGACGCGUACGGGAGCGCCGUCGUCGAAGAUUCCUCCCGCGCCGGGGCCGCCGCGUCGGCGCAGAUCGCGCUCCUCAGGAAGGCGGUGCUGUUCCACCACCGGCUGCGCGUGGCGCAGGAGGCGGAGAAGACGAAGCUCCGGCUGGAGGUCGACGGCUACAGGGAGAAGGUGAGGCAGCUGGAGGCGACCAACUACGCGCUGUCCUUACACCUCAGGCUGGCCGACCUGCACCGCGGCGGCGGCGGCAUGCCCCCCGGCCCCGGCAACCCAGAGAUUUUCUGAGCUCGCCGGUCGCCGCGGCCUGCACUGCACUGCAUU
Messenger RNA from Oryza brachyantha (malo sina), 627 nucleotides. RefSeq lists its product as uncharacterized. Lineage: Eukaryota; Viridiplantae; Streptophyta; Magnoliopsida; Poales; Poaceae. The coding region runs from base 1 to 591 and encodes 196 amino acids. The transcript has a single exon. The record is from RefSeq and is a predicted model, not a curated record.